ACCGUCGGAGGGGUGCCGUCGACGUCCACGUCGACAAUUUCGGUGCCGACAAACCAUUCAUCAACGACCUCCUCAUCAGAAUGUCCCGUGCAACGUAUCUCUCCGAUGUACUCAUCUAUGAUAAAUCCGGUUGUCUCACUGCAACCGAGUAGACGUGUGAAGACAUUGUACGCCUGCACACCGGAUCACGAGUCAGAGCUGUCGUUUCAACCAGGUCAAAUUAUAACAAAUGUGUACGAGUCGAAAGAAGAAGGUUGGUUGGUUGGCACACUCAAUGGAAAGACUGGUCUAAUACCAUGCAACUAUGUGGAACCAUUGCCGUAA
This is a messenger RNA of Ostertagia ostertagi, 324 nucleotides long. NCBI's taxonomy places the organism in Eukaryota, Metazoa, Nematoda, Chromadorea, Rhabditida, Trichostrongylidae. The record is from the annotation of a GenBank genome assembly.